Mus musculus (house mouse) is the source of this 12769-nucleotide messenger RNA. RefSeq names its product zinc finger protein 57 (gene Zfp57). Gene Ontology annotation, biological process: regulation of DNA-templated transcription. The transcript has 5 exons. NCBI's taxonomy places the organism in Eukaryota, Metazoa, Chordata, Mammalia, Rodentia, Muridae. The coding region runs from base 6730 to 7986 and encodes 418 amino acids. The record is from RefSeq and is a predicted model, not a curated record. Gene Ontology annotation, cellular component: nucleus. Gene Ontology annotation, molecular function: double-stranded DNA binding.
GCUAGUCCUCCUCAAAAGUUUCAGGGUUAUCAAAAUCUAGGAAAAUCAGAGAAAUUGUCACAGAGGAGCCCUAAGGAUCAACUGAGACCGAGUGUGUGGUGCCUUGGAUAACGUCCUAGGAAAAAAAAAGGACAUUAGUAACAACUGAAGAGUGUAAAUAAAAUAUGUAUAAAUAAGUGUGUCCAUAUAGUUUCAUGGGUUAUAAAAUGUAUGGUGAUGUGAGAUUUAGUUUUAUGCAUGUAUAUGUAUGCUUGCAUGAGGUCAUGAGAAGCACAUAUGCAGUGCCCUUGGAAGUCAUAAGAGGACUGUGAGCUACCAUGUGAGUGUUGGAAUUGGAACUGGGUCCUCUGUAUGAGCAGACAAUAUGCUCUUGACCAUGGAGCUGUCUCUCCAGCCCUGUAGGAUGUUUUAAACAGAGAAACUGGUGACUCUAUAUAUUACCUUUGCAGUUUCUCUGGGGAAAAUAAAAGCAUCCUAAAUUUUAUUUUAAGAUUUAUUUAUGUGUGUGUUACAGAGAAGCUGAAGUUGCAGACUUGUGAUCCAUCUGAUGUGGGUGCUGAGAACUAAAUUCAGGCCCUCUGCAAGAGCGGUACGUGCUCUUAAACACUAAGCCAUCUCUCCAGUCCCUUACAUUCUAAAAUUUAAAAGGUCAUGAUUAGAAAAUAGUUUUCAGGGACAGGGAGUGUGGCUCAGUAAUAGAUUGCCUAAUUAAUAUAUUCCCUGGGUUGAAUCCCCUGCUCUGUGUGCAUAUAUACACUGUCUCUACCCCACAACUAACCAACAGAAACUGGAACAACAAAGCAAUCUGUUCCAUUUUCCAGUGUUGACAGCAAACAGAUGGAGAGGGGAAUACUCAGAGAUACUACAGGAUUCCUUCUAACAGCUCUAACUUUCUUCCACCUACUGCGUAGAUCUGGGUGGUCAGAAACAUCUCAUUCCUAACCACCCUUGUCCAUCCAGGUUUCAGUAGGCCACUUCCAACUGAUUCCCAAUCAGACACAAUCUGAGAGGUCAGAGCAGCAGCGCCCUCGUGUGGCCGUGAUAUUGAGGCUAGAAGACCCUACAACCUCUUACAGAAACUUCCUGAGACCUGACUCAGAACUCAAAGCAGUGUCAAGUGCUAACAGAGUCUGAGUGCUUCCCAAAUCUAGGCAAACACAGAUGUGUCCUCUUCUUUGAGUGAUGGUGGACUCUGAUUCAUGAUACAAGUCUCCAGCUUGACUACACAGCUAGUUUGUAGCUUCCAUUUGGGCUAGAACUUCCCUCCUCCUGGGAACAAGCCCAGAACUUUCCACAAAUAAGAUGGGGGAGGAGCCAGAGCCACCCAGGGCAAGGUCCAGGGACGACAAGGAGGUCACAGAAGUCAAAAUAGGUAAAUUGAGCCUGGGAGGGAGGACAAAAGGAAUGCUGGGUGGAAAUCGAGAAGAAUGCACCACCGGAAGUUUAGCAGUGGGGACAUUAAUGCUUCUGGGAUGGGUCCUAUUGGAGACAGGGUUAAGUUCUUCUAGCUCAAGCUCUGCUUUUCACAUGGAUAGUGACUCAUUGAAAUAUUAGGUUCUGAAAUGUCAGGUUAUGGGAGGCGGAGAGAAAAGGGAAGAGAGGGAAAGAGGUAGCGAAACAUCUUAACAUAAAAUUUUUCAUUGUAUUGUAUAGGUAUGAGUUUAUAUUUUGCUUGAAAGUACACUUGCAUGUCAGGUUAAAAACUAUGUGUGUUAGGUUUCUCUUAAGAUUGCUGGAGAUUUUUUCAUUUUUCCUUUUCUUUUUUUUCGAGACAGGGUUUCUCUGUAUAGCCCUGGCUGUCCUGGAACUCACUCUGUAGACCAGGCUGGCCACGAACUCAGAAAUCCACCUACCUCUGCCUCCGUUUUUUCGUUUUUGUUUGCUUGUUUGGAGGCGGUAUGUUUUUUGGUUCUUUGGGGUUUUUUUUAGACAAGAUGCCACUAUGUUACCCCGCCUCAAACUUGAGCUCUUAAAUCUCAUAAGCUAAGUAAACACCCUGUCAGUCACUGAGCUACAUCCUCAGGCUUUUUCUUUAGACGAGUGUUAACUAACGUACCCGGAGUGUCUGUGUGCAGUGUCUGACAUUCAGGCUCCAUUUUUCCUGUACCCUCUAGCUUCAUUUUGGGACAGGAUAUUUAAGUGGUUUGUUCUGCAUCCGUGUGACUUAGUGAUGAACAAAGGUUUGUCCAGUUUCUGCUCAAGCUUUUGCACCUUUCCAUGGUCAUCUAGUUUCUAUAAUUUCUCCAAAACUUCCAAAUCUAAGAACAGCUAAAAAUUCUGGAGGUUAGUGAUUUAUGCCAUUAAGGGUUUUUUGUUUGUUUUGUAAUUUUAAACAGGGUCUUUCCCUGUAACCCAAGUGUGCUGCAAUCCUCUCUCCUAAAUUCUGAGAUUACAAGUAUUCUGCUUAUAGGUGUGUUGAUUGGGGGUGGGGAGGUGAAUAGAAAGGUGCUGGUCUACAAAGUGAGUUCUAGGACAGCCAGCCCCAGGGCUAUACCGAGAAACCCUGUCUCAAAACACCCCACCCCCACCCCCAAAAAAGGUGCAGAUUUGCAAGUCCCACCAGGAUAGUGUCUGCACCAGGAUAGGGACAGACUUCCUUCAUGGUCCGGUUUCUCUACAUCUCAUGAGUACUUACUUUAGUAGUCAGCCUGGAGUUUGGAUAGAGUUUGUGUUCAGAUUUUUGUUUGUUUAUGAUACAGGGGAUGAAACCCAGGGCUUUCUGUAUGUUAGCCAAACAUUCUACACUGAGUACAUUGCCAACUAUAUUCAGAAUUUGGAUCUCAGUCCUUCCAUGCUUGCCUCCUGAUCUGAAUACUGUCAAUACUAGAGCCACUGGGGCUGCAGUAAUUUGCUUAGGGGUUGGUAAAUACCUACAGGUGUUCCUUAACGUUUCUAUUGUUUUGAUGAAACACCAUGACCAAAAAGCAAGUUGGGGAGGAAAGGGUUCAUUUUCCUCACACUUCAUAUCACUCACUGUUCAUCAUCAAAGGAAGACGGGACAGGAGUCAAAUCGGGCAGAAACGUGGAGGCAGGAGCUGAUGCAGAGGCCAUGGAGGGUGCUGCUUACUGGCUUGCUGCUCCUGGAUUGCUCAGCCUGCUUUCUUGUAGAACCCAGGAUCACCAGCCUACAGGUGGUACUACCCAUAAUAAGCUGGGCUCUACUCCCAUCAAUCACUAAUUGAGAAAAUACCAUACAGGCUUGCCUAUAACCUGAUCUUAUGGAGGUAUUUUCUUUUCUUUUUAUUUAUUACUACUAUUAUACUACUAUUUUUAUUUAUUACUACUAUAGCACACUGUAGCUGCAUUCAAACACACCAGAGGGCAUCGGAUCCCAUGACAGAUGGUUGUGAGCCACCAUGUGGUUGCUGGGAUUUGAACUCAGGACCUCUGGAAGAGCAGUCAGUGCUCUUAACCACUGAGCCAUCUCUCCAGCCCCCUGGAGGUAUUUUCUUCAUUGAGGUUUCCUACUCUCAGAUGACUUUAACUUGUACCAAGCUGAUAUAAAACUAUCCAGCACAGACACAAAGACCAGACAGAGACUUGCAGUUCUUGCUCACCAUGGUGGUCAGAGGACAACUUGGGCAAGUCAGUUCUUGCCUUCCACCAUGCAAGUUCUGGGAUUCAAACUCAGAUGGUCAGGCCUGGUGGAAAGUGCUUUUAACCACUGCUGGGUGGUUUUUGUUCACCGUCGUGUCGUUUGUUUGAUUUAAUACAGGAAAACAAGAAAAAAAAACCCACAAACACUGAAAACUAUACCCAGGGCAAUUACCAACAUCCUGCUAAAAGACAAUGUCUUCAGGAAAUCAUCAUGGCCCCUGGACUGAUUUUGUUCUACGAGCAUGAAUCUAGCCACAAGCAGCUCCUCUCCUUCCUUCUCCUCCUUUCCUCUCCCGUCCUUUUCUCUCCAUUCUCUGGCCUGAUCUCUUUCCUCCUGGACAAAAUAUCUAUUUUGUUUACAGUUUUGGAUGUUUUACUCACUCAUGUCAUGGAGGGUGUCGUAUGGGAAAGCACAGGAAAUAGUGGAGCAGUAACAGGAAGCAGCCAAGGCAAGAUUUAGUCUCCAGAUACAUCUUCCAGUGGCCUACUUCCUCCAACUAAGUCCUAGCUUCCACAGCUUUACAACCUCCCAUUGGAUUAGUCUAUUCAAACUUUAAAUCCACAAAUGAAUUAAACUAUUCAUGAGGUUGGAAACUUUAUGACAUAAUUGUUUCUAGGAGUACCUACACACACACACACACACACACACACACACACACAGAGAGAGAGAGAGAGAGAGAGAGAGAGAGAGAGAGAUGCUUUACCAAUCUCUCAAGUUCAUCAAGUUGAUUGUUCAGACAGGGUCUCAUAGUCUAAGCUAGCCUGAGACUGAUUACGUAGCCCAGGAUGAUCCUUACUUAAAGUUUGCUAUUUUCUUGUCUUAGCCCUUUAAGUGCUGGGAUUAGAAUUGUGUAUGACUAUGUCUGGCUCCCUAUUCAGAUCUCUCUCUAUAUAAUGUGAACCCAAACUCUGGCAGGGAAUCAAUGACACACAUCUAAUGGUUUCCUAGUUAAGAUAGAGUCUCAAGUAGCCCAGGCUAGCCUUGAACUCACUCACUAUGUGGCUGAGAACUUUGAUCCCCCCUUCAUCCAUCUUUCAAGUGCUAGGAUGACAGGCAUGUACUACCACACAUGAGAGAUGUUCUCUUUAGUAGUUGAUAAUUUUUUCUACAUUCUUUAAAUCAAGUUUUCACCUAGCGUAGAGGUGCUGAAACUGAAGAGGCGAGGCGACAAACCCAGUGCUAUGCGGACGAGUGUAGUUAACUAAAGAUUUAUAGACAGAAGCAUUUCUUAGACAUCAGCGAAGCACGGGAAGAAGGAUGCUGAGCUAGAUAAAGGUGGAGUGCAGUGGGCUAGAAUGUGCCUGGGCUUUCUCAAGAGGUUCUUAGCACAUCAAACAUCAGCUGGAAACAGCCUAGUGGCCAGCAUAAAAUGUUGAACCAACCUUUGUAAGGGUUUCAUUUGUCCUAUAGUGUUUGACUGUGUGCUGGGGCUACCUGCUGGCCAACAUGGUGUUUCCACCUCAAGAAUUAAGGACCAGAAGCCAGUAUACACUCAAUCACUGAGUCGAGGGGGUCUUGAAUUCAAGGUCAGCAUGGCUCCAUAGUGAGUUCCUAGGAAGAGCUGUCUCUAAGAAAGUAAGUAAAUAAUAAAUAAAUAAAUUAUUUAUUUAUUUAAAGUUGAAGAACCUAAAUCAGCUAAUUAUGGUUGCUCAGUUUUGUAAAUAAGGUAAUUUGAAGUCAGGGUGAGAAACAGUUCAUUAUUGACGGAAAGCGUGGUUUUUGUUUGUUUGUUUGUUCUUUUACCUCACUACAGGCCUGUUACAUAUGGAUUGCUUCAAUCCUUCUUCUUCUUCUUUUUUUUUUUUUUUUGGUUUUUCGAGACAGGGUUUCUCUGUAUAGCCCUGGCUGUCCUGGAACUCACUUUGUAGACCAGGCUGGCCUUGAACUCAGAAAUCUGCCUGCCUCUGCCUCCCAAGUGCUGGGAUUAAAGGCGAGCGCCACCACCACCCAGCAACCUAGUACCUUCUAUACUUUCCUAUCACCCUCCCCAACUAUGUUUGUGCUUUGGCUGCCUGAGACCUGGGUUAAGUGUUAUAAUUCCAAUGGAACUUAUUAAAAACAAAUCCAAACAAACAAAAGAAAGGAUUACAGAGAGAGACUGAAGUGAAUUUGGUAUGUGAAACACUAAUACGACUUGACCGUGAUGUGAUACCUGUGAAGUGUCUGUAUCUUUUUUUUUUUAAUCAUUAUUUUUAUUGUCCUGAGUCUGUAUGAGUGAAUGCCACAUAUGGGAUGGUACCAAACGAAGAGUGUGGGGUUCCCUGGUUACAGGUCUCUCUGUGCUAGGUGUCCUGGAAUCCUCUCUAACUACUGAGCUAUCCUGUAACUAUAGUCUAAGUCUCCUGUGCUUUCUUGGAUUUUACUUUAGCUAAGAUGUUGCUCCACGGCCCACUUUACUUGUCUGCGAAGUGUUCCAGUUUUUCUUUAGUCUUACCUUAUUUUAUUUGUGUGUGUGUGUGUGUGUGUGUGUGUGUGUGUGUGUGUGUGUGUGUGUGUGUGUGUGUGUGUGUGUGUGUUUUACUGUGUAGCCCAGGCAGGCGUGGAACUCACUUUCAGCUGCCUAGUACAAGGAAUUACGGAAAUUGAGUCACCCGUCCCUCCCACCACCCCCUACCCCCAUCCCCCACUCCCAUUCCCCACCCCAGGAGUAAAUACUUAUCUUAGGAAAUGGAAUUUCCUAGCGCAGCUGAGACCAGUGAAGACCAACAGUAGGCGGGACGAGAAGGCGUGGCAUUCAGGCAUUGGGCUUCUUCAGAUCUAAAUUUCUGACCUUGGCAGACAGCCACUUGAGAUGUGUUACCUGCGGACGGAGCAGAACGGAAGCAGAGGGACAAAGUAGCGGAUUCCUGACUUCUGGCAAGGGCCCCUUCCUGGGUUUCACGCCGCUGCGUUCUGGUCGAGGCUGGAACGCGCGCCCAGCCCUUUGUGUGGCUGUGGUCCGAGGCUACGGCUCAGAAGCCGAGCGCUGGGAACGGCAGGACUGCCGAGCCUCAAGUAGGGCUGUCGAGCGCGGGCUCCUGCACCAGGAAAGAACAAUCAGAGAUUUCUAGAAGUGGGCACCAACAAAUUGUGGCUAGAAGCAGUCUGGAAUAGAAGUCAAACGCCUAGGACCAGCCUGGCAUUACCAAACAAUGGCAGCUAGGAAACAGCCAUCCAGGACACCAGUCAGUUAUGAGGACGUGGCAGUGUCUUUCACCCAGGAAGAAUGGGAAUAUCUUACUUCUACACAGAAGACCCUUUACCAGAAAGUGAUGUCAGAAACCUUCAAGAACCUGACAUUUGUCGGAAGCAAGAAGAAACCUCAAGAACCUAGCUCAGAUCUGCAAGAUAAGAACGAGGAGCAGGAGAAGUCCUCCAGUUGCACAGGGGUAUUCAAAGGUGGACCAUUCUUUUUCUGUCUGACCUGUGGCAAAUGUUUCAAAAAGAACACCUUCCUCUUUAAUCACCAGUUUCCUGUGAGGUCCCGGAGGCUGGCAGUCACAAAUCCACAAAGCCGCAAAGGCAAGGGCUACAAGGCUCAGCAUCGUGGAGAGAGGCCUUUCUUUUGUAAUUUCUGUGGCAAGACUUACCGUGAUGCUUCUGGACUGAGCCGUCACCGACGUGCUCAUUUAGGUUAUAGGCCCCGUUCAUGCCCUGAGUGUGGAAAGUGUUUCCGGGAUCAGUCUGAGGUCAACCGUCACCUGAAGGUACACCAAAACAAGCCAGCAGCUAGCAACCAGGCUGGCAACCAGGCUAGCAACCAGAGGCUGAAGAGUAGGGUUCCACCUACAACACCUAGAUCCCAAGCGCCCGCCCUCAAGUAUGUGAAAGUGAUCCAGGGACCAGUGGCCAGGGCUAAGGCACGGAACAGCGGAGCCUCGACCCUGAAUGUCAGAUCCAACUCUAUUACAGUGGUCCGUUCAAGAGAAAAGAUCUCUUGUCCCUAUUGUCACAUAACGUUUACCAUGAGAACCUGUCUCUUAACCCACCUCAAGAUCCACUUCAGACGUCAACCCAACCAGCACUUCUGCUGCAAAGAGUCGGCCCACUCAUCCAACACACUCAGAAUGCAAAAGAUCUACACUUGCCCCGUCUGUGACAGCUCCUUUAGGGGAAAGGAGAGCCUGCUGGAUCACUUGUGCUGCCAAAGACCAAUCAGAUUCAGUAAAUGCUGGGAAAUCCUGGGUCAUUUGCUCGGCUAUCUUCAUGAACCCGUGGUGCUGGGAAAUAUUUUUAAAGUAAGGGACUCCUCGGGAAAGAGGAUGGAAUCCAGGAGGAGAAGACGGAAACGUGCCUGCACUGAGAAUCCUGAAACAGAAGGCCUGUCUGGGAAAGGUAGGGUGGCUCCGUGGGAAAUGGAGGGUGCCACCAGCCCUGAGAGUCCUGUGACAGAAGAAGAUUCGGACUGAUUUCUGACUUCACACCUACCCAUGCACGACACCCCCCACCCCCACCCCUUACCCCCACCCCACAAAAUAAAUACAAUUUUUAAAACUAAAAGAAGGGGAGGGGAGGUCAAACUGAGGUCUUUGUAUUUGUUUUUUUCCUGAAGACUUGACCUCUGCCAUCAGGAGGCUUGAACAGGAGAGAAGUGGAUGAUGAAGGAAAGAGACAAGGAAAGAAAAAGAAGUAUGCACAGAGAAACUUGUAUUAUUAAUUAGCACCUAGCUUGUUUGUGUCUGGUAGACCACCAAGUAGUAAUUUUUGGGGGAAAAAAACCACAUUGGUUCUCAGAGAAAUAAGGUAGGAGAAAAUGAGAGGCAGGGGUAUGAAGGGCACGAAGGUGUGGAACAUAGGGGAGCAGACCCAGUUCUCAGCCCUUGCUUCUCAAGGUCCUCCCACCAGGCUGCCAAAGCAAGAUGGUAUUUCUCUGGUCGGUAUUCUUUUGAAUUUUAGCUCCAGGUUUUGGUUCAGGUGCUCAUAUUCAUACCCUGGCUCACUUAGCUUUCCCCGAUAUUGUGGGCUCUUCUGUUCCUGACCCCCCCCCCCCCACAUUGAUAUUCUUCCCAGUCAAGGCUGUGGUCUUGGAAGAAAUAUCCACCAUUUGCAGAGUUGAUGUUCUAUAGUUCACAAUGAUGAAGUGCUGCGUAUCCUGGUUGGCAGAAUCACUCCUGUAUUACUCUGGUGCAUAGGUGUCUCCUGAUAGACUGCCUGGCCUUCACCACAGGGUGUUUUCUAUAGUCAGACUAACAUGGUAAAAAAGAUGUGGAAGUCAAAAAUUAGAGGAAGGAGCUGAGGAAAGACAGUUGAGGGAGGGAAAUCAAGUUCUACUCGGUAUCCAGAAUGUGUCUGUAGAUGUAGAUUGGAAUCUGUCCACAGCAAAGAGGCCAAUGGGAAAUCCCCAAGGACCUGCUGGGCUCUCCUUCCGCUCCAGGAAGACACAACCAUCACUCAAAAGGGGUUUCCUGGAAAGACAGACAAGUGACUUUAAAAACCUCUGCCAGUAGGUUCUUUUUAUGAAGUCCUUGAACCUAGGAGAUAGAAAGUUCCUAGGGGUCAUGUGAUCUCUCCCCCAACCGCCUGGUUGGUCUUGGAGGGAGGUGAGGUUCGGGAUAACUAUUAUGGAGAAUGUUAAAGGGGGCUGCAGAAGUGGAAUUCUGGCUCAGGGGCACUAAAGGCUAUUAAGUCAACAGGUAAGAGUGGCUCAGCAGCCUCUCUGGCACUGAAAAUGUGUCUCGUUAAUUCCCUCCCCUUUUCCCCUCACAAGAGGAGUCAUUCCAGCCUUCCCUGGGAUAAUGGUCCCUCAGUAACCAUGUUCCCUUUGCUGGGUUUUUGUUCGAUUUAGAAGGAGGGAAAUGGUUGGGUACAAUGGUAUGUGCUUAAGACGGUAACACUUGGAGGCAAGAAGAGGGUUGCCAUAGUUUCUAGACCAGUUUGGUUUACAUAGUAAGUUCUAAGGCUGCAUAAUGAGAUGUCUCAAGAUUGGAGAGGGGUGUUAGGGAGAACUUACUUAGCUCUUCAAGAAACUGUCCUGUAAACAAAAAGAAAUGAGUCAAUGGGUGGUCAGUGGGAGUCCCCCCUCACCUCCCCAGACAACCCUCCCUCCCCAUUAAGAGGCCUAUACAUCUCAUUAAGUGGUUCUCCGUUUUCCUAUGGAUUCUGAUGGUGAGAGUAAAGAUUCCCAUCCCUGGAAUCUAGAACCUUGGUUCCACUCUUUUCCCAUACUGGUCUGCCUGAGUUCCCUGAUGCAUAGCAGUCCUGUUUUGCUGCCCAGACACCGAACCUGCCAGUCUUCGGUGCAGCCAGUUGUAGCAGAUGAUCAAGGCAACCAGGGGUCCAAGAACAGGCACAAUAACAAACAGUGUUAUCUUCCAGCAGGGCACCCUCAGGAAGUGAGGAUCUGAGGUAAAGCAGAGCAGAGUGUCUCCCUCUGUGCCACGCCCAUUCUUAACCUGAAGCCCCGAAAUGACAAAGGACUCUGGGGACAGGCUGUAGAGUCCGUGAACAUGGCUGGGGUGCACUGUCCCUUUAUUUUCAUUAACUUCUGAUUGAAUUUAGCUUUUUAACUGAUUUAUCAUAGAAAACAGGUUGUGUGACUUUUCAUGCAUUGUUUAUGUUCAGCCAUGCAUUGACCCUCCCUCACCCCAAUCUCUAGCAUUUUUAUUUGUUUGAAGAGAGGUUCUUGCCCUGUAUCCCUGGCUGGCCUUGAAUUUGAGAAAUCCUGUCUCAGCCUUACAGGUGUUGUGGUUACAAGUCAUCAAACCCUGCUUUCCCUAAGGUUUUCUUUUUCUGUGUGGCAGAGGUUUAUUUGGAGGUGGGGGUGGAGACAAAGGGACAAAGAGAAAAGGAAAAAACAGGGCACGGUUUUCUUAUACUAACAGACUAGGGAUGCAGUCUCAAAAAGAAAGAAACCAGCAAAAACAAAAAGUCAAAAACUGGUAUUAGGACUGACUGUAUGAUUUUAAGAUACAAACAUGGUUAAGAACUUAGACAUUCAAAUCUUUUUUUUUUUUUUUUUUUUUUGGAGGCAGGGUUUCUCUGUAUAGCCCUGGCUGUCCUGGAACUCACUAUGUAGACCAGGCUGGCCUCGAACUCAGAAAUCCGCCUGCCUCUGCCUUCCAAGUGCUGGGAUUAAAGGUGUGUGCCACCACUGCCCGGCUAGACAUUCAAACCUUAUAAGUAAAAUCCUGGGGGUUGGGAAGGUAGCUCAGUUUGUAGAGCUCUGAGUUCCACCCCCAGCACAGCAUGCACUAGGCUUGGUGGCUCACACUUAUAAUCCCAGAAUAUAGGAGGUGUAGGCAGGGGGAUGAUCAAAAUUCAAGGUAAUCUUUGGCUACAUAGUGAGUUUGAGUCCUUCCUGAAAUACAUGAGACAGACAUUUCAAAACAAAAUGGAAAUGGGAACGGUGAGAUGGUUUAGCUGAUAAAGGCACUUGCUGCUAAACCUGAAGACCUGAGUUUGACCCCAGACCCACAUGAUAGGAGAGAACCAACUCCUUUAUAUUGUCCUCUGACCUCUGUGUGAGCACUUGCCCACACUCACCCACUCACACCCUCCACACACACAAUAAAAUACAUUCAAAGACUACAUGUGUGAUGUCCAUAUAUUGGCCCAAUGUCAAGUGCUAGGGUGUAGCCAAGUACCAGGAGAGCUGAACAGGGUUGCAUCUGGCUUCAGAAGGAAAGGCUGUUUAUGUUUAGGAAGAUUGAUUAGAGCAGGAUUCUGCUAUGCUCUGCUUAAUGUUAUUUUUUUAGUUGUGUGGAAUCUAUUCAACAAACGUUUGGGUAUUCUUCUGUUGCUGGUGUUGUCCUUAGGAACUCUGCAAUCUGAAGUGAAGAAAAUGCGAAGAUGAUUCUUGAGGACUUAAUAUUCUAGUUGGGGCAUGCAUGGUUGAGUAUACAUUUACCAGAAUCUUGGGAGUUGAAGGUAGAAGGAGAAGAAGUCCAAGGCCAACCUUCAUGACAUAGUGAGUUUGAAGGCCAGCAUAGCCAUAUGAAACCCUGACUCAAAAAGUUACUAGUGAGGUUUCAUUUUCUCCUCAAAGAAGACUUCCCUGUUGAAUCAUGUGCUUGGACUACAUUCCUGAAAACUAACUCUGCCAUAUAAGUAUAGCAGAUGACUUUUUUUAAAUGUAAUUUUCUGGAUAUGGUGGCACAUGUCUUUAAUCCCAACACUGGGGAAGGAGAGUGUGUGGAGCUCUGUAAGUUCAAAGCCAACCUGUUGUUCAUAGUGAAUUCCAGGUUAGCCAGGGCUACACAGUGAGACCAUAACUUAAAAUUUUUUUUCUUACAUAUGUAUUCCUUGUGCAUAUAGCUGUUUGCUGUGGGGUCAGGAAAUGGAACUUUAGGUCCUCUAGGGGAGCAGCAGGUGCUCUUAACGAUUUUUCCCACCAGCAAGCAAUUUUAUGUGCAAAGGAUCUCUUUAACCACUUUUUAUAAUUCAGAAGAUGAAUAUAUAUACAUAUAUAUACACAUAAGUACAUAUAUGCAUGUAUACAUAUAAAGUUUACAAUUGGUAAAAUUCAGUGUAGGGCCUGACACUGGAAUAUGGUACAUUAAUGAUUGCUACAUUCCUAUAGAUCUUGAAUGUGAAGAAAAAAGGUGGAGGGGCCUUACAAAAAGCCACUGGUUCUAGUCCCCCAGGCCACUAGUGAAGUCCCACGGUGACUUGGGAGGGUUGGGAUAUGCCUGAACUUACCAAAAGUCCGAUGGAGAUUCUCUGAAAAGGACAAAUAAGAAUAGACUUAGUAAGGAACUGAAAGGGAGUCCCUUCCUUGGAUCUAUCUAAAUCCCUCAAGGUUGGUUCUAGCCCUGAUGCAAAGUAAACCGUGCUAUAAGAGCUCGGGUGAAAAAAAAAUCUAAUUUUUAGCUGUCUAUAGUCUUAAAUAUAAAGUUCCCAAUUGAAGGGAGCAUGGAGCAUUGGGGGAAAGGCAGAAAUGGUCUGAAGAGAGGGAUAUUUUGGUUAAGUUAUAAAGACCAGAAGAGGAAUUGGGGAGGGAGGGUGUCUGGAACUCACCUACUUCUGCACGAAGUUUUCCUAAAAUAGAAAAAAGCAGGUAUUUUAGUUCCUGAUCUAACAGUAUGAGGACCCUUCCAUACCACCCAGCACCUUGGACCUUUGUGUGGAGAAUUCUUUGAUGGCCCGGGAGCAUCUUAGAAUAGGAAGAGCUCUAGAUUUGAAACCAAGAGUCCAGUCUCUUUCUGUGAAUAUUGUCUGAUUAAAUAAUGAAAUAAAGAGCAUGAGAGCCUGGAA